GCGCGGGUUUGGUCGCAAAAUCUUCCUCUGCUCUGCUGAGGAUCUCGGGCGCUGUUAAGUCUCCGGGACAUGUCGAGGUAAAUGUUAGUUAGAGGACUUUACGGGGCUUGCCAACUGUUUAUGCGCUCUGCUGCGGGCCCGAGGAGAGGCUUACUGGAGGUUUCUGUGGGGAGAAGAAGGGAGCCAGACAGGCGACAGUCAGCGCUGUCUUGGCCGCGGGGCAGAGGCAGGGAGCGAGCGGGCGAGCCAAUGAGAAGGAGACAUCCACUCCCCUCUUGUCCUGCCCGGCUUGGCUCAGCUCGGCGCGCCCUGUAAUUACGAGCUCUAGUUGGGUUGGGCGCCGCCACGGUGGACAGCCCGGCUGCUGCUGCGUCAAGGGAGUUUGGGAACGCCAGCUCCAGACUGCGAGGACUUCUUCCCAACGCUGCUGCGACACGGUGUCAAGCCUGAGAAUGAACGGACAGUCGUCACCCAUCUUCGAGGAGAAGAAGCCUUCCCUCCCCGUGGCCGGGAGCUCCAUCUCGGCCACCAAGGACUCCCCGACCCUGCCGGAGUCCUCAUCCACGGACAUGGGCUUCUACAGCGGCCAGGGCGCGCUGCACGGCUCGCAGGAUUUCUACCCGGCGCAGCAGCCGUACUCAGCUCAACACAUGAACCCGUACGCGUACCACCACUACAACCUGAACGGGAUGGGUCCGGGCGGCGCCUACCCCGUCGGGAAAGCAGAGUACCCAUACCCCCAUGCGGCUUACAGAGAGCACGGUGCGUUCAGCAGGGAGGUCCAGUCAACGCUGCAGGACAGCGUGAAAGAGGAACCAGACAUGGAGGUUCGGAUGGUCAACGGGAAGCCCAAGAAGGUGCGCAAGCCUCGGACCAUCUACUCCAGCUACCAGCUGGCAGUCCUGCAGAGGAGAUUCCAGUCGGCACAGUACCUGGCCCUGCCGGAGCGAGCCGAGCUGGCCGCACAGCUGGGCCUCACGCAGACACAGGUCAAAAUCUGGUUCCAGAACCGUCGCUCCAAGUUCAAGAAGCUCUACAAGAACGGAGAGUUUCCGCUCGGUGAUAUUCCUCUCGAGCACAGUCCAGACGCCAGCGAUUCCAUGGCCUGCAACUCUCCUCCGUCCCCAGCCGUGUGGGAAAACAACAACAGUAACAACAACAACAACAACACCACCAACAACAGCAGCGGCAACAACACAAACGGCAGCAGCAGCAUCAAGACUGCUGCGGUGAUGGAUCCUGCCAGCAGGGGGCAGGGUCCCUAUCAGCCCCCGGUUGACUCCUCGCCGGCUUGCAUGGGAGAUUACACACACCAGAACUGGUACCAGCAGCAGGGUGCACAUUUAGGCCUGCAGCAGUCGGGCCACGCGCCAUCAACAGCCCCGUCUGCCACACAGAGCAUGGGAGCCGUCUACUGACGCUGACGCGAGCUCUGUGCACAGCAGUUUGACUGGACCCCUGCGCUCAGACUAGCCAGGGGGAUCGCUAGGAUGAGUUGGAGCGCUGUUGUGACCAGAAACACCUGACACUGAUCAUCAGACACGAGUCAGGACCCGACACGCAUAACGCAAAGGAGGCUUUUUGUUCCGCAGUAAAUGUGGACAGAAAAGUGCUGGCCUCAUCCUUCCUUUAGCCUUCAUCCACGUUAACACAGAGGUCAUGAUGGAGAUAAGGGUGACUGAUGUGGCUUGCUUUCGGUGCUGCGACCCGGACACUGACAAAUUUUUAUUUGAGAUCACUGAUUUCGCAGAUAAUAUUUUGUGUAUUUAAUAUUUUGAAUAUGACCAUAUUUAUACCGCAAACUGAACCGAUUCAGUCUUUCCCUUAAGACGCUCCCCAGGAAAGGGCCUCUGAAAACAGAUUUCACACUCGACAGAACUGAAUACUACUGAGAUUCCUCCAGACUUUGCAGUAAAUCAAAGCCCGCCACACCAGCAUGGGGAACUGUUGGGGACUGUUUGUUGUGCUCAGACACCAUGUUAAAGGUGGACAACACUGAAAGGCUGAUAACCUUUUCAAAUAAAACAUCUGUAUCAGCUGGCAAAGAAGCUAAACUGCAGAGGGACACUGAAAUGGCCCCUGAGAGGGUGUUUUGUUAAAUUUCCAAACUGAAUAUAUUGUCUUUUCCCACUCGCAGUGGGUUGUAAAAAUGUCAUCAUGGACAGUGUCGCGGAAGAUUCAGUGGAGGAUUUCCAUGUACAUUUUACCUGCCACUCACAAAGUGCUUUCUGAACAAUGUUUGCAUCCAUAUGUUUUCUGUUUGUCGAAAGGCUUUUUUAUUUCUGUCCCUUUUUAAAAUGUCUUGUCUCCCGCCGACCCAGCACUAACGCCCUCUUAUCAGUGUGAACAUUAAAAAAAACAUCUUGAAGUCAGAUUUUUCAAAGAGGACCACAUGGGCACCUGCUAAAAAAAACCAAAACGUUGGAUCCCAUAACACGAACCUGUAACCGACGUGAACUUGAGGACUUGUGUGUCGUGUGUCACGGUCGCUCUGACUGUAUGUCAAAAAACAACGACAUAAUGUUGGCAAUGUCUGUCGCAGUUUGGCUGAGCCAGUUUGAACAUAUCCCACACCCAGACGGCUGAAUAGGUUGACGGCCACUGACCGCCAAACAGCGCUCCCAAAACAGCAUCAGCGUUGCAGCAGACCAGUGACAGGCCUACCGGACCUUCGUCGUCAGGGUUUAGGCAACAAAACUACUUGGUUAUGUUGAGGAAAACAUUGUGGGUCGACUUGUAGUAACGAUUAACGCAAUGUUACUUCACUACCUUAGGAGGUUAAAGUAACUCGUCACCCUUUAUACUCCUUCGCCUGACUUCCUCCUUUGCGCCCAGAAUAAUUAUUAAAGUCGUCGAAGGUCACCGUCAAACCAGAAAAGUAAAUGUGGGUUGCAGUAAGCUGCUUUCACAGUCAACCUUUAUGGUCUUGCCGGUUUUGGCAUGGAGGGCAACAAUCCAGUGACUGAAAGAAAGCAAAACAACUGGCUUGAUGCAUAAAAUCGUUGGGUAAGAGUAACAGCUGAGAAAUGAGCCUGACUUUUAGGUUAAGUUAAGGCAGCGGAAAUUUCUCUUGGAUAAACUGCACCAAACAUCCACAUGAAGCUGCUUUCUGAAGACACCCGUUGUAGUUUUUCGGCGAUAGGAUGAUUCAUCCAAGAUAAUGAUGUCACUAUGACUUCAUAAUGGUCAUGUUCUCAGACACAACUAUUGAUAGCGAUAUUAAAAAAAAUAUUUGCCGGUGCUAAAACCUUUGAAAAAGGACUUGUACAUAUUCUAUUAACACACGUGCUGUACUCAGGUCUUUUAUUUAUAGUUUCAACUGUAGAUUGAAAGUGGCACAACAGUCUGUGUUCCUUAGGAGCAAUUUUACGAAAAAUGAGUAGAAAAUAAAAUCUUUAUAUUUGAAUUAUCCUGUAG
Messenger RNA from Acanthopagrus latus (yellowfin seabream), 3417 nucleotides. RefSeq names its product homeobox protein Dlx3b-like. NCBI's taxonomy places the organism in Eukaryota, Metazoa, Chordata, Actinopteri, Spariformes, Sparidae. Gene Ontology annotation, biological process: epithelial cell differentiation; regulation of transcription by RNA polymerase II; embryo development. The transcript has 3 exons. The coding region runs from base 453 to 1418 and encodes 321 amino acids. The record is from RefSeq and is a predicted model, not a curated record. Gene Ontology annotation, molecular function: DNA-binding transcription factor activity, RNA polymerase II-specific; RNA polymerase II cis-regulatory region sequence-specific DNA binding.